Molecule: messenger RNA, 921 nt
Organism: Adineta steineri
Lineage: Eukaryota; Metazoa; Rotifera; Eurotatoria; Adinetida; Adinetidae
Source: the annotation of a GenBank genome assembly
AUGAAACGAUCAUUUGAAGAAGAAGAAAAAGAUGAUUUAGCUGAACGAAUAGCUUUAUCUUCAGGUUUUGUUAGUGUUAAAGAUGAUGAUAAUAUUCAAGUACUUUCAAUUGGUACUGGUACAAAAUGUUUAGGUGGUGACAAAGAUGAACGUGGUACACAAGGUUGUUUAUUACAUGAUAGUCAUGCAGAAGUUAUUGCACGAAGAGCAUUAAUGAGAUUCUUGUAUGAAGAAAUUCUCAAUGAAAAUAAUUCAAUAUUAAUUAAACAAGAAAAAAACAAAUUUUAUUUAAAUAAAUCCAUUUGUCUAUAUUUAUUUGUUUCAUAUCCACCUUGUGAAUUAGCUGCAUAUGUAUCUGAUCCAAUAAAACGACCAAAAUUUGAACAUAAAUCAUUAAAUGCAUCUGGAGAAGAACUUUAUUUAAAACCAGGAAAAGGUUUUCAAACAACAAGUCUUUCAUGUACAAAUAAAAUUAAUCGAUGGAUUUAUCAAGGUAUUGAAGGAACACUUUUAAAUCAAUUAAUAUUAUCACCAAUUAAAUUAUCUGGUUUAAUUAUUCAAACAAAUACUGAUUUAUCUUCUAUAUUUAAAGACAUAUCUGUUAUAUCUGUGAAAGAAUCUUUUGAUUAUGCUUGGUGGACAGGUCUAGAUCCAUCUUCUUCUGUAAUUACAGCUGAUGGAUAUCCUUUAGGACAAGUUAAAAAAUUAAGACAUAAACAACAAUAUGCAAAUUCAAUAGCUAAAUGUUCUCUAUUUAAACUUUAUCUUCAACUAAUGGAUAAUCUAUCAUCAAAAACAACAACAUAUGCACAAGCUAAAGCUCUGUCCUCGAAUUCAUUAAGAAAUCAAUUUAUGUUAGAUAAUCCACAAUGGAUAAUAACUGAUCCAAAUAUAUUUUAUUCAUUCACUCUAUCUUCUUGA